UAUCUCAUAUUCUCGUUCUCUCUCUCUCUCUCUUUUUCAAUACCAUGGGCUCUCUAGAGAAGCCCUCCUCCUCCCCUCUCCUAACACCCUCCACUACUGUAAACCACGGCCACGGCUACGGCCACGACCAUGACCACGAUCAAUUACCGCCGUCCACGUCGGCUACAACGCACGGCGUGGACGCGCGGCUGGAGAGCAUCCUCACCGACGCGUCGCUGCCGUGCAGGCGGCGCGCGUGGUGUGCGUUGGGGAUCGAGCUGCGGCUCCUGCUGGCACUCGCGGCGCCUGCGGUGGCCGCGUACAUGAUAAACUACGUCAUGUCGAUGUCGACGCAGAUCUUCUCCGGCCACCUCGGCAACCUCGAGCUCGCCGCCGCCUCCCUCGGCAACUCCGGCAUACAGAUCUUCGCCUUCGGCCUCAUGCUAGGAAUGGGCUCCGCAGUGGAGACUCUAUGCGGACAGGCGUACGGGGCGCACAAAUACGAGAUGCUCGGAAUAUACCUCCAACGGUCAACGGUCCUCCUAACCGCCACCGGGAUUCCACUCGCCGUAGUCUACGCCUUUUCCCGCCCGAUUUUAGUCCUCCUCGGCGAGUCCCCCGAGAUCGCCGAGGCCGCAUCCAUUUUCGUAUACGGACUCAUCCCCCAGAUAUUCGCGUACGCCACGAACUUCCCCAUACAAAAGUUUCUGCAGGCGCAGAGCAUCGUCGCGCCGAGCGCGUACAUUAGCGCGGCCACGCUUAUCGUGCACCUGCUGCUGAGUUGGGUGGUGGUGUACAAAGUGGGGUUGGGCCUUUUGGGGGCCUCGUUGGUGCUGAGCCUGAGCUGGUGGAUCAUAGUGGGGGCCCAGUUCGUUUACAUCGUGACGAGCCCGCGGUGCCGGCUCAGCUGGACCGGGUUCUCGUGGCAGGCGUUCACCGGCCUGCUCGAGUUCCUGAAGCUGUCGACCGCGUCGGCGGUGAUGCUCUGCUUGGAGACGUGGUACUUCCAGAUUCUAAUACUGAUAGCUGGGCUUCUCGAGAACCCGCAGUUGGCUCUCGAUGCUUUAACAGUGUGCCUAACACUUGCUGGGUGGGUCUUCAUGAUCGCUGUUGGAUUUAAUGCUGCAGCAAGUGUUCGAGUCGGCAAUGAGCUCGGGGCCGGCCAUCCAAAGGCGGCAGCAUUCUCUGUAAUCGUAGUGACUGCGCUUUCGUUCAUCAUAUCGGUCAUAUUGGCGGUUAUUAUUCUCUUAUGCCGUGACUACAUAAGCUACAUCUUCACCGAGGGCGAGACGGUGUCGCGCGCGGUCUCCGAUAUGUGCCCUUUGCUUGCCACCACCCUCAUCCUCAACGGCAUCCAGCCCGUUUUAUCCGGUGUGGCUGUGGGGUGUGGAUGGCAAACAUUCGUCGCGUACGUUAAUGUGGGAUGUUAUUACAUUGUCGGUGUUCCGCUCGGUGUUCUUCUUGGCUUCAAGUUUGGCUUAGGAGCGAAGGGCAUCUGGGGCGGGAUGCUCGGAGGCACAUUCAUGCAAACUCUCAUACUACUUUGGGUCACUUUCCGAACCGAUUGGAACAAGGAGGUAGAAGAAGCCCAAAAGAGAUUAAAUAAGUGGGAGGAUAAGAAGCGGCCUCUUCUAGCUGAUGAUCAUGAAUAGUAGAUUUAAGCAACAUUCGUCAUCGCCAAUCGUGACAUAAAUUUUACGAUGAGAUUGUUUCGCUGCCAGUUCACACGGUCGUCGUUGAUCAAUGUAGUCUACACAUUCACAUUAUUAAUGUAAGUUUAUUACUCAAACCACCCAUGAUUAUAUAUCUUUGUGAUGGGGCUAAAGCACAUGUUAAGCUCCUUUCAAUGUGAUAAAUAAUUUGGAUUAUCAAGGCGCAUAUCGCUUUGAUGUAAUUACUUGAUUUGAUGUAAUUUGUUGAAACAUGAUGCAGCUAAAGUAUUUCUCUCUUCUGAAA
Ananas comosus (pineapple) is the source of this 1935-nucleotide messenger RNA. RefSeq names its product protein DETOXIFICATION 40-like. The record is from RefSeq and is a predicted model, not a curated record. The transcript is spliced from 7 exons. The coding region runs from base 45 to 1631 and encodes 528 amino acids. NCBI's taxonomy places the organism in Eukaryota, Viridiplantae, Streptophyta, Magnoliopsida, Poales, Bromeliaceae. Gene Ontology annotation, molecular function: xenobiotic transmembrane transporter activity; antiporter activity. Gene Ontology annotation, biological process: xenobiotic detoxification by transmembrane export across the plasma membrane. Gene Ontology annotation, cellular component: membrane.